AUGUUUUCCUAUUACAUCGCCGCAUCCUUCAUUGCCAAGGAUCACCCGUUCCACCCCACCACGCACGUCUACCACUUCGACCCCAACGUGAAGAGAGAGAUCAACCCGUCUCGAUCGAGAGCCGCCAACCGAGCAGGCCGCCCAGAAUCAGGUCACGAUGCCUUCUUCGUAAGCCAAGUAAACGGUACCGGCUCCGUCGCUUUUGGGGUGGCCGACGGCGUCGGCGGCUGGGUUGAUUCCGGUGUCGACCCUGCCGACUUUUCCCACGGGUUAUGCAACUACAUGGCCGAAGCAGCCCAGACACACGAGGACGACGAGCCAGGCCGCCAGUUGACGGCGCGCAAUCUUCUGCAGACUGGGUACGACGCAGUAUGUCGAGAUACGUCGGUCCGCGCUGGUGGUAGCACGGCCUGUGUCGCCGUCGCGCGGCCUGAUGGCACAGUCGACAUUGCCAACCUGGGCGACUCGGGUUUCAUCCACCUGCGGCUCAAUGCUGUGCAUGGAGUUUCGGAGCCCCAGACGCACGCAUUCAACACUCCAUUCCAGCUAAGCCUGAUUCCACCCCGGAUGGCCGAGCGCAUGUCCACCUACGGCGGCAUGCAGCUCUGCGACCUGCCCCGCGACGCCGACGUUUCCGAGCACGACCUCCGCCAUGGCGAUAUCCUCUUGUUUGCGACGGACGGGGUGCUGGACAACCUGUUCAACCAGGAUAUCCUCCGUGUGGCAUCCCGUGUCAUGGUGGGCGCCGGUGCGUGGGAGAUGACGGAGAACAAGGGUGUCCGCGUAAGCGACAAGCUGUUUGAUCUGUGCGAGUUACAGAGCGCCGGGGGCGAUGGAACCAGCCGUGUCUCGCUGCAGAGCGUGCUGGUCACACAGUUGGUCGCAGCAGCCAAGCGGGCGAGCAUCAACACCCGUCUGGACGGGCCCUUUGCGAAGGAGGUGCAGCGAUAUUACCCCGACGAGAAUUGGCGAGGCGGUAAGGUAGACGAUAUCUGUGUCGUCGCGGCUGUGGUAUGCCAGGACGACAUUAAGCCAGAGAAGAGCAAGUUAUAG
Molecule: messenger RNA, 1053 nt
Organism: Clonostachys rhizophaga
Lineage: Eukaryota; Fungi; Ascomycota; Sordariomycetes; Hypocreales; Bionectriaceae
Source: the annotation of a GenBank genome assembly